This is a messenger RNA of Dreissena polymorpha, 2714 nucleotides long. Its product is annotated as N-acylglucosamine 2-epimerase-like. Gene Ontology annotation, molecular function: N-acylglucosamine 2-epimerase activity. The transcript is spliced from 8 exons. Lineage: Eukaryota; Metazoa; Mollusca; Bivalvia; Myida; Dreissenidae. Gene Ontology annotation, biological process: carbohydrate metabolic process; N-acetylmannosamine metabolic process; N-acetylglucosamine metabolic process. The record is from RefSeq and is a predicted model, not a curated record. Bases 728 to 1303 code for a protein of 191 amino acids.
GUGUUUAAAUCUACAGGUGCCGGGUUCAUGUAUUAAAAGUUUUGUGUAUGCUUCUUGCAUGCAAUUUAUCCCUGUAAUGUCAAACUUCGUGUUAAAAGAAGGGAAAUGUGUAUACCAUUCCUUUUUGUGGAGUUAAUGCCCCUGUCAGAUACGUGUGCGUAGUUUACCGUUUUGUAAAUAUCCAUUUAAGUUUUAACGGUAAACAAAAUACUGAACACAUAUAAGAUUCAUUCAGUUUUUGUCCCAUGUAAACUUAUAUUGAAUAAUGUAUCUGAUAUAUACACACAAAACAUCUAAAUAAUAUAUGCAUAUGUAACGGGAACUCUGGAUCGGAAGACGAUCUGAUACAUAAAACUAUCUUACGGAGGAAUCCGGAGAUAGUCGAUGUAUCACGAUUGUAAAGUCGUUCAUAGCUGAUAACGACAAGUAGAGCAGACCACGUGAUUGUAUACGGCGUAGAGCGAUUAUUGUUAUCAGCUACAAAUAAGACGGGAGAUAUGGUCGUAUCUUAAACGGUAUAUAUGCAUAAUGAAAUUCCAAACAUUUGCAAUCCCUUUGGAAAAACAUCGGAUUUACUCUUGAAUUUAGAACUAUGGUUUUUAAAGAUGGCUGAGAAAAAAACUUCCAGAGUUUUACGACGAGAUCAGUGAGGAUCUAACCAGAUGUGUGCAGUUCUGGUUGACACAUUCUUACGACAAUUAUUACGGAGGCUUUUUCAAUUGCCUUGAUGAAGACGGAACCGUGUAUGACGAAACAAAACACGUUUGGCUUCAGGCCCGGCAGUAACGAACAGAGAUGGGUGUGGAUGUACGCUAAGUUGUAUAACGAGGAGGAACAGUUUAACACUCAAGCUGUGCUACAAGCCGCAGAAAAAGGGGCGGGGUUUCUUAUGAAGUUCGCCAAGGACGCGUCGACGGGCAGGUGUUAUCUUAUUCUUAACCGAGAUGGAAGACCAAUCAAAAUGCAGCGCACGAUAUUCUCGGAAUGUUUCUACACCAUGGCUAUGUCCGAAAUUGCCAAGGCGACGAAUCAAGAAAUGUACAAGACCGAGGCAAUCCAAAUGAUGGACAUACGCAUUCACUGGGUACGCGAGGACGACACGGAUAUCCGACUAGGGCGUCCGCCUCUGGCUGGUGAGGCGAGGUCUGAGUCUCUGGCGGUACCCAUGAUGCUGCUGUGUGUGACACACGAGCUUCAAACCCUGGACCCGUCCCUCGGUGCCAGGUACCGCGACAGACAGGAGUGGAACGUGCAUAAAGCGCUGUCGCAGUUUUAUUUCAGCGCGAGGGGACUGUCAUAUUAGAAAACCUCAGCCCUUCUGGAAUGGAACUUCCGGGAUCACUGGGGCGUCUCAUGAUACCAGGUUGUUUGUAAUGUCCAGCUAGAGCUAAGAUGUGGUGGGUACACACGGAGACAAUGGUCGCCUUCCUGAUGGCUUAUCAGCAAACACGUGACGGGGACCAUCUGGACACGUUUGUACAAGUGUAUGACUACUGCUACUCAAACCACGUGGACAAAACGCGAGGUGAAUGGUACGGCUCUCUGACUAAGGACGGGUCUGUUUCAAUGCGGAUUAAAGGUGGACCAUGGAAAGGUUGUUUCCACGUGCCCAGGUCAUUCCUGUAUUGCAAGCAGAUGCUGUCUGAACUACUCAAACGACAAACCUAAACCCUAAAUUAUGGAAACAUUUUUAUAAACAAUUAAAAAAAGCCUAUCAUUAUUCUGAGAAAAUGUAAACACAAUAUUGUAAUAUUGUGUACCAAAUGCUGUUAUUAUUUUGGAUUCUCUCACUUGUCAUCAUUUGCUAAAUUAAGCUUGUAAUCUAGGAUCCUGGAGAUCAUGUGUAGUUAAGCUAACAUAACAUAUUGUCAACAAUCCUUAUGUGUUCAAUAGUGAACGUUCCAUUUAAAGUGAUUAUUUCUUGGCUUUGUGUGUGAAUUGUAUUACAUUGUAUAGCCAGGUGCUCCUUUGCCCCAAUUACAAGUGUAGCGGACCAAACUUUCUCUCAUGCGUUUCCUUAUUUCUAUAUAUUUAUAACGUAUAUUAUCGUAUGUUGUGUUUGAUUAAUUUAUUUAUAAGGCGCCAACAUGAAAAUAUUCCAUUUCCACUAUGGAAACAAUAGAAUUCGCAUAUAUCGGCUAUACAUAUAUUUGUAAUUUACAACCUUCAUCAAGCGAUCGUUUAUUUACGAACUUAUUCAUUAAAACGGUUUGUGAUCUGCUGUGGAAUUAUUAAUUUUGCCCCAAAAAAUGUGUUCAUUUAUUUUUUUAAAAUUACAUUAAUUAUAUACAAAAUGUAAAUAGUUAUGUGCCAUUUAUUUAAUUAUCUGUCUGUUUCAAAAGCUGAAGCAAUUUGUAAGUGCAAAAACAUGCAAUAUAGACCAGAAGUAUUACAAAGCUAUGGUUUGUAGCUCACCUCAACGCGAAGUGCUCGAAACGAGCGAUUUGGAUAACCCUUUGUCAGGCAUCUGACGUGUGCUUUUUAACUUUAAGCUAUUUUCCAUUUAAGAGGCCAAUCUUUAUUAAACUGGCCAGAAUGUACAUUUGUAUAUACAAAAAUAUCUUUGAAUAGUUUUAAUCUGGAUUAUGUGCAAUAAAAAACUAGGUUACCAUGUACAAUUUUAUGAAAACCUUGUUACUAGAAUAACCAUGUUAACACUCUAGAGGUCACGGUUAUGACUCGUUAUUGAUGAAACUUGGUCGAAAUAUGUAUCU